Molecule: messenger RNA, 2444 nt
Organism: Spodoptera exigua (beet armyworm)
Lineage: Eukaryota; Metazoa; Arthropoda; Insecta; Lepidoptera; Noctuidae
Source: the annotation of a GenBank genome assembly
GCAUUUUCAAAACAAUUACAGAAUCGACAAGUUUCAACAGGACAACCAUGUAUUUUGUUCAAACUUCAGUGUUUUAAUGGUGUAAAACAAAGUAAAAAAUGCGACGGAGCCAAGCGCCAAGUCAAAUCGGCUCUAGUAACAGCGUUUUCAAAAGCCCGCUACUAGAAUCCAAACGGAACAAACGGCGGGAAUGUACGAAGAUACCACUAACACAGAAAUCAGCGUCUCAAGCGUCGGCGGCUUCUGACCACGAGAAUAUAAUCAAGGCAAUACUUAGUAAGCCUUUCAAAGUUCCCAUACCUAACUAUGUGUCAUCGUUUUGUGGGAAAAGUUUGGGUUUGAAGAGGACUCAGGUUAGGCGAGCUUUACACGAUCCUGAUGAACCUAAUGCGUUGGUUUUGUACAAACCACCACACAUACCUGAACAUGAGAAGAUGAAGAUGAACCCUAACGACAUAAAGGUGGCUGUGGUAGUGGACCCCGUGCUAGGAAAUGUAUUACGACCUCACCAGAGAGAGGGAGUUAAAUUUAUGUAUGAUUGUGUUACUGGACAGCAAAUUGAGAAUGCUUAUGGAUGUAUUAUGGCUGAUGAAAUGGGUUUAGGUAAGACUUUACAGUGUAUUACAUUACUAUGGACUUUACUGAGACAAGGUCCUGAUUGUAAACCUACAAUCUGUAAAGCAAUCAUUGUAUGCCCAAGUAGUUUAGUCAAGAACUGGUACAAUGAGAUCCACAAGUGGCUGGGACAGAGAAUUAAUGCUCUAGCCAUGGAUGGCGGUUCUAAAGCUGAAAUUACACUAAAACUACAACAAUACAUGAACACCUACAGCACAACACGAGUAGCUACCCCAGUUCUCAUUAUCUCAUAUGAAACAUUUAGAAUUUAUUCCAAUAUUCUUCACUCAUCUGAAGUGGGAUUAGUUCUCUGUGAUGAAGGACACAGGCUGAAAAACUCAGAGAACCAAACAUACCAAGCCUUGAUGGGUCUGAAAGCUAAGAAAAGAAUUUUGAUAUCAGGCACUCCAAUACAGAAUGACUUAACAGAAUACUUUAGUUUAGUACAUUUUGUGAAUGAAGGUAUAUUAGGCACAGCACAUGAAUUUAAAAAGAGAUAUGAAAAUCCAAUAUUAAAGGGCCAAGAUGCCUUAGCAACAGAAUCAGAAAGAGAGAGGGCACAGGAGUGCCUUGCAACACUAACAUCUAUAGUCAACAAAUGUAUGAUCCGUAGAACAAGCAGUUUACUCACAAAAUACUUACCGGUUAAGUUUGAACAAGUCAUAUGCUGUAAAAUGACUCCCCUUCAGACACAGUUGUACAAGAACUUCAUCAAUUCCGAUGCUAUCCGUAAUAAGUUUAGUGGUAAUGCAGAGAAGAAUACUCUCAGUGCUCUAUCAAGUAUCACUACUCUUAAGAAAUUGUGCAAUCACCCAGAUUUAGUUUAUGAGAAGAUUGUAGAAGGAGCAGAGGGCUUUGAGAAGGCCAUGGGUCUUUUACCAAGUUAUUAUGACUCCAAAGAUGUCAGACCAGAGUUAUCUGGAAAGCUCAUGAUUUUAGACUGUAUACUUGCUAACCUAAAGAUGACUACAGAUGAUAAAAUAGUCCUUGUUUCCAAUUAUACACAAACAUUGGAUUUAUUUGAAAAAUUAUGCAGAAAAAGAGGUUACAUGUAUGUAAGGCUAGAUGGAUCAAUGACAAUAAAGAAGAGAGCCAAAGUUGUUGAGAGUUUCAACAAUAAAGAAAAUAAGGAAUGGAUAUUUAUGCUAAGUUCCAAAGCUGGUGGUUGUGGACUCAACCUUAUUGGUGCUAACAGACUAAUCAUGUUUGAUCCUGACUGGAACCCAGCUAAUGAUGAGCAGGCCAUGGCGAGAGUAUGGAGAGAUGGCCAGAAGAAACCAUGCUACAUAUACAGGUUACUGGCAACAGGAACGAUUGAAGAAAAGAUAUUCCAAAGACAAGCACAUAAGAAGGCCCUAAGUGACACUGUAGUUGAUCAAAAUGAAGAAUCUCUAAGGCAUUUCACUUCUGAGGACUUGAAGGAUUUAUUCAGGCUAGAAGAGAACACUUUAUCAGAUACACACAGCAAGUUCAAAUGCAAAAGAUGUGUAAAUAACAUACAAGUGACACUUCCACCAGAAAAUUCUGAUUGUACUUCUGAUUUGUCUAACUGGUACCAUUGUGCAGAUAAGAAAAACUUGGCAGAUUUAGUUUUAAAACAGUGCUGGGAUGUGGCAAAGACCAUUUCCUUCGUUUUCCACCACAGAUCUGCACAGACAGAGGCUCCAAAAGUUUUAGAAGAAGAAAAAGAGAAUAUUCCACAACCAAAAAAACGUAAAAUAGAAAUUGAUGAAGAUUACUCCGAACCUGAUGACAGUGCUGAUGAAGAUUAUGAAUAAUGAAUAAAUAUUUUAUAAAUCGAUGCUGGCCAUUACAACCAGAAAGGAAAU